GCAUACACUUGGUAAUUGUGAUAAAAAUUUCUAAAUUAUAUUUAUUCUCAAGUCGAAACAUAGACGAAUUACACGGCAAUGGUCAGUCGUGAUGUUGCAACUGUUAUCACCGCCACGACUGGCGUCGUGCAGACAACAACAAUAACGCCAUCUGCAGCAACAACAUUGCAGACAAUAACAAAUGUGUUGACAGUAAGCUCUGUGCAUUCAAACAACGUGAAUAUUUCAAACAAUAUAAAUAGUGGAAACGCUUCGACUGCUACUCCAACUGUUGCUAGCGAUGGACCCACAGCCGAUGCUGAUGCUCCGGCUGCAAAGCCAAUGUAUCCACGGCUGUUCAAUAAAAUUGUGUUGACUUUGGAGAACAGUCUCAUACCGGAGGGAAAAAUUGAUGUCACACCAUCUAGCCAGGAUGGACUUGAUUACGAAACCGAAAAGGAUUUGCGUAUUCUUGGCUGUGAGCUUAUACAAACGGCGGGUAUAUUGCUGCGUCUGCCCCAAGUGGCGAUGGCUACUGGCCAGGUGCUCUUUCAGCGAUUUUUCUACUCCAAGAGCUUUGUGCGUCACAAUAUGGAGACUGUGGCCAUGAGUUGUAUCUGCCUGGCCUCCAAAAUAGAGGAAGCGCCGCGUCGUAUACGGGAUGUGAUAAAUGUUUUCCAUCAUAUCAAGCAAGUUCGCGCUCAAAAAGAAAUAACGCCCAUGGUGCUGGACCAAUACUAUACUAAUCUUAAGACGCAAGUCAUCAAGGCCGAGCGACGCGUGCUUAAGGAGCUUGGCUUUUGUGUGCAUGUGAAGCAUCCACAUAAGCUGAUUGUCAUGUACCUUCAAGUGCUGCAGUACGAGAAGCACGAACAGCUAAUGCAAAUGUCCUGGAACUUUAUGAAUGACUCGCUGCGUACGGAUGUCUUUAUGCGCUACACACCUGAGGCCAUAGCCUGUGCCUGCAUUUAUCUAAGCGCACGAAAGCUGAAUAUACCGCUGCCGCAUAGUCCGCCAUGGUUUGGCGUAUUCCUUGUCCCUAUGGCGGACAUAACUGACAUUUGUUAUCGCGUAAUGGAGCUGUAUACACGUGCCAAGCCAGUUGUCGAGAAGCUGGAGGCAGCUGUAGAGGAGCUUAAGAAACGCUACAUCGAAGCACGCAAUCAAACUAAGGAGGCAAAUACGCCGCCCGCGCCUAUAACCGUAGCGCGAAACAAUGGUUCACACAAUGCCUGGGGUGGCUUCAUACAACGAGCCGUGCCACUGCCAACGGAAAAGUCUCCCAAAAAGGAUUCACAUUCGCGCUCACGCUCUCGUACACGCACCCAAUCGCGAACCCCACGUUCACGGUCACGUUCUCGCAGCCGCAGCCCAAGUCGCGAGCGCUCCAAAAAAUCGCAUCGCGAUCGUGAUAGAGAACGCGAUAGGGAACGUGAUCGCGAGCGCGACAGAAGUCGCUCAUCCAGAUCACGUUCACGCUCAGUGCCUAAACAUAAGAAGAAAUCACGACACUAUUCGCGCUCCCCCUCACAAUCUAGCUCGCCACACAGCAAGCAUCGCAAAAGGAAAUCCUCGCGAGAGCGCACUGAUUACUAUGUGAAGAAGGAGAGAUCGAGUAACACGGGGAACAACAAUAUUAAUGAUAGUGACAAAUAUCGAAACUCAGGAAAUAACUCUGGAAAAUCCCAUAAUCGCUAUUCAUCGCAUCGCAGCAGUGGUGGAGGAGGAGGAGCUGCAGGAAGUGGUAGUAACGGUGGCGGUGGUGGUGUUGGUGGUGGCCAUAUCAGCCGUGGCGGUCACAAGCAUCGCGAUAGCGAUCGUUCCAGAGAUCGGAAGCGUUAGCUUCAAUUUUUGAAAUUUUUACAAUUGUCAUUUAGUUGAUUGUUAACUCAUUUCGCUUGAUACUUGCAAAUUAUAAAUUAAACUGUCUUUUGUAAAGUA
Messenger RNA from Drosophila busckii, 1920 nucleotides. RefSeq names its product cyclin-L1. Bases 79 to 1821 code for a protein of 580 amino acids. The transcript has 3 exons. Gene Ontology annotation, cellular component: nucleus. NCBI's taxonomy places the organism in Eukaryota, Metazoa, Arthropoda, Insecta, Diptera, Drosophilidae. Gene Ontology annotation, molecular function: cyclin-dependent protein serine/threonine kinase regulator activity. Gene Ontology annotation, biological process: regulation of transcription by RNA polymerase II. The record is from RefSeq and is a predicted model, not a curated record.